Molecule: messenger RNA, 2637 nt
Organism: Gryllus bimaculatus (two-spotted cricket)
Lineage: Eukaryota; Metazoa; Arthropoda; Insecta; Orthoptera; Gryllidae
Source: the annotation of a GenBank genome assembly
UAUUUCAUAUCUUAAUAUGUACGUUUUAAUGAAAUGCCGCAUGUAAUAGAAGCGUUUUUAAUGUGUUUCCCUGCUAUUUUCGAAUCAUCUCCCUGCUUUCCGAAUGAUAGAGCUAUUCGUGAUUAUAGAAGAGCAUGAAGAAUGUUGGUAAGCAUGAAUGUUCCGAGUUUCUAAUCGAUGAACAGCUGACUGCAUUCAAGAUGCAUGUUUGUUUAUCCAGUAACCAAAGCCUUUCGCUAUAGGCGUAUAGAAGAUUAUUUGUUGCUCUGUCACAACAUCAGUGUGUGGCGAAUAAUAUAUCUCCUGUUUGUAGUGUGCAAUUUGUUACAUUUUUUCCCUAAAUAAGUUCAACUCGUAAUCGUGAUUUCAAUGACUUGUGCGAUUUGCACCGUUUCGUGUGGAUAUCAUUAGAAAAUUCAUGAUUCUCUCUUUAAACCAGUCUGAGAUGUAUUAACUACGCCCUACGAUUUGAUUGGGCUCUAUAUUAUCCCUUCUUGACCAGCUAGUGAUCGUAACUGGCAUCCUAAUGGGAGACAGCCAAGAAUUCUGUUUGCGAUGGAGCAGUUACCAACAGCAGCUUGGAGAAGCUCUACGCUCGCUUUUGGAUAGAGAACUACUAGUAGAUGUUACCCUGGCUUGUGAAGGGCGUUCUCUGAGAGCCCACAGGACCAUACUAUCUGCUUGUUCUGAUUACUUCCAGGAAUUGUUUCAAGAAAGCACACAUCCACAUCCAAUUGUCAUACUUAAAGAUGUGAAGUUUGAGGAAUUAGAAGCACUAGUUAGAUUUAUGUAUCAUGGGGAGGUUACAAUGAAUAAUGAAUCGCUUCCAGGAUUCUUGAGAACAGCAGAAACUCUUCACAUUAGAGGACUGACAGGUGGAUCAAUUGCAAGUAAACAAUAUCCACCACAACCUUUAGGAAAGGUGGAUGUAGAAGGAGUGCCUGACAGUGCUGUUGCAUCUGAAGAGAAUCAUCCAGUUGAGGAAAUGGAAGGCCCAGGUGAUGCUGAUGGACGAGCAGAUGGUGCAUCUUCUCCCGAGACAAAGCGCAUUAAGCUUGAACAAGUCUCUCCUGUCAGUAAAUCGCCUCCAAAACCUGUACAGCAGUUCUCCAAUGACCCAAGUAUAGGAGAAUCUCCAGGAGGCUUCCCUACAGAACCUUCAGCAAACAGAGCUCUAUUAAAGACAGAUGAAAUGCAUUCCUCUGCAGAUCUUGCAUCUCCGAGAGAAAUUGUUGCUAACAAAACCUUAUCGUUCGAGGGGUUGAGUCAACUUGUGCUGCCUGUGCUUCAUGAUGAAUCCAGCUCCUCUGGACAAUACUUCAUGAAUCAAGGGCCUGGAAUAGGAGGAAACUUAUUGCCUCUUUCUCAGCCUUCUGCUAAUAAUCAUGGAUUAGUGAGCCGCCCCUUCCGACACCGUGUGCUAUGGAAUCAUGAUCAGCUGUUACAAUUAGAGACUUGGUAUCGUGCUGAUCGGUAUCCUACUGGUCAAGCUAUGCGCCAGUAUGCAGACACAUUGGCAGCCAUGUGUCCCACCUCUGCAAGUCCCACUGGUGCCAGUCCUACGAGACAGAAUGUGGAUUACUGGUUUCAGAACCGCAGAAGAAAAGACAGCCAUCCUGAAGUGAUGCAACAGAGAGAAAAGAAGAAGUUGGCAAAAACGCUCUGGGGGCAAAUUCUGGACCAAAGAGGGCAGGGCACAUCAUGAGAUGUUAGACUUCUUGCCUAUGGAUUUGUGGUUGACACACAUAGUUGCAAUUGUGUUAUUAAUUCAUCAGAAAUAAUGCACUAUUUGUAACAUUCAUUUUUUGAAUGUUCUAUGUGAAUUUUGCAUUGAUGUUCAAUGAAAUAAUAACUUUGAGUGAAAGUUAUCUCAUAGAUGUAUAACCAGCAGGGAAAAACGCACAGAAAACACCCAGUUGCUUUGACUUGUUUUUUUAUUUCACAAGUAAUACUCAGAAACAGGGUGAAGCAGGCAUACAUAUUCUCUACAGGUCAGCAAAAACUUAGUUGAAAGUGCUAAAUCUAAAGAAAGGUAAGAAAAAUUGGAAAAUAGUUGAUGUAGAAUUCAAACUUGGUGCUAACAUCUUCAGUAAUUCUUUACGUGAAUUACCACAGUGCAAGCGAAUACUUUUGCACUGUGGUGUAAUAAAUAACACAAUCAUUGAAUUAUUAAAAUACAAACACAAUGAAUGUAACAGCAAAAGUGAACAAAAAGUAUUAUUAAAAACAAACUUUAAAAUUAUCUUGAAAAUCGAAUUUAAAAUGACACUUUCAUUAUUUGUGGGUUGAAAAUAGAAGAAAUUGUGCAUGUAAACACUAUUGAUCUUUCUGUAGUCCAUGGUUAACACAUUCAGGUCACUGCCUGUAGAAUCAAUGGGUGCCAACGUGUCACCUUAAUUUAUGACGCACAGCAAAUGUACGGGUGUGCAAUUCGUACUGUAGUUUUCCUUUUGCUUGCUAUUUAUGGAGGUUUCUACAUCAAUGAAGUACCUAAAUAUACUCCUAGAUUUCGUUUGCUACCAUUUAAUUGGUGAUAAAUAGCUUUGGAAUACACGAGCAUGCCCUCUGCAGUAACACCAAAGGAAAAUUGUUCAAAAGUACCGCACCAAAGCCAAUUUUUGAGGCUAAAAAGUCAUG